GCCACCGUUCGAGAGUGAUCAGUCGUCGCCGGCACACCCCACGGACACACGCCUCCACCAUGGACAACGAAACGCAGAGCCUCGAAGCCAUCAUCAACAACAACCUAAGCGGCCGGGACCUCGAAGAGUUCAACAGAAUCUACUACGGCAGAAAGGACAACUACGAAAUUAAAUUCAAGGACUCCUCCAUUGCCGCUGCUAAGGAUGGAGACUUCGAAAUCGCUGCUUACGCUUUCCCCGCCAAGAAGGAGCAAACCAGGCCACCUAGGAUUGUCAAAGUAGGAAUUAUUCAGCACUCCAUCGCCGUGCCCACCGACCGCCCAAUCAAUGAACAGAAGAAAGCUAUCUUCGAGAAAGUGAAGAAGAUCAUCGAUGUCGCCGGCCAGGAAGGCGUCAACAUCAUCUGCUUCCAAGAGCUAUGGAACAUGCCGUUCGCCUUCUGCACCAGGGAGAAGCAGCCGUGGUGCGAAUUCGCUGAAUCAGCAGAAGAAGGCCCCACGACCAGAUUCCUGAAAGAAUUAGCGGUGAAGUACGCCAUGGUAAUCGUAUCUUCAAUUUUGGAAAGGGACGAGAAUCACGCUGAGAUUCUGUGGAACACAGCGGUGGUAAUUAGCGACACUGGCAACGUGAUUGGCAAGCACCGCAAGAACCACAUCCCUAGGGUGGGAGAUUUCAAUGAAUCUAACUACUACAUGGAGGGGAACACUGGUCACCCAGUCUUUGCAACUCGUUACGGAAAGAUUGCUGUAAAUAUUUGCUUCGGGCGUCACCACGUCUUGAACUGGAUGAUGUUUGGCCAGAACGGAGCUGAGAUCGUGUUCAAUCCGUCGGCGACUAUCGCUGCUGAGGCUGGCAGUGAGUAUAUGUGGAAUAUUGAGGCUAGGAAUGCUGCUAUCACUAACUGCUACUUCACUGCUGCGAUCAACCGGGUGGGGUACGAGGAGUUCCCGAAUGAAUUUACUUCUGCUGACGGAAAGCCGGCGCAUAAGGACCUGGGUCUGUUUUAUGGCUCGAGCUACUUCACCGGUCCUGAUGGCGUGAGGUGCCCUGGUCUCUCGAGGACAAGAGAUGGUCUACUCAUCGGAGUGCUGGAUUUGAACGCCAAUAGGCAGAUUAAGGACCGCCGCUGCUACUACAUGACGCAGCGCUUGGACAUGUAUGUAGACAGCCUCAAGAAGGUCCUGGAUCUGGACUUCAAGCCUCAGGUGGUCCACGAAACCGACAAGAAAGAUAAAUUUUAAAGAUUAACAUUAAAUACGACUGAUGGAAAACAUUGAUUUGUACGCUUUAAAUCUUAAGUUAGUUUAAAGACUGUAAAAUUAAGAAAAACUCACAAUAAUUUUGUUAGUGGUGCCUUAUUUUGUUAAUUUCACUUCUAACAAUUUAUGAAAAAUAAACAUUUUUAAAAUUUAAAA
Messenger RNA from Ostrinia nubilalis (European corn borer), 1415 nucleotides. Its product is annotated as beta-ureidopropionase-like. Lineage: Eukaryota; Metazoa; Arthropoda; Insecta; Lepidoptera; Crambidae. The coding region runs from base 60 to 1241 and encodes 393 amino acids. The record is from RefSeq and is a predicted model, not a curated record. Gene Ontology annotation, molecular function: beta-ureidopropionase activity. The transcript has a single exon.